GUGGCUCUCUGCAACUCAUUCAUCAACAAAUUAAUCAUAACCCAAAAAAAAAAAAAACACCCUCCAAUGGAGAGUGUAAUUCUUCCCUGCAAAUCAAUUUUCCCAACAAUUUCAGAAUUACCCCAAAACUAUCACCCAAAACCAAAAAUACCCAUCAAUUAUGAACCAAGAUUAACAGAUACCCAAUUGAACUAUCUCUGCACAAAUGGGCGCUUAAGUGAAGCAAUAACAGCUCUUGAAUCCAUGUCACAAUAUGGGUACAAGGUAAAACCCGAAACUUUUUCAAGACUUAUAGAAUCUUGCAUAAAUGAAAAAUCACUGCAUUUUGGGCGUAAACUUCAUAGAAAGAUGAGAUUUUUACUGGAAAAAGUUGACCCUUUUAUUGAAACUAAGUUAUUAGGGAUGUAUUCCAAAUGUGGGUCUUUACAAGAAGCGUUUCAACUGUUUGAUCAAAUGCGUGAAAGAGAUUUAUUUGCUUGGUCUGCUAUGAUUGGAGCUUGUUCAAGAAAUAGUAGGUGGGGUGAAGUUGUGGAAUUAUUUUAUAUGAUGAUGAGUGAUGGUGUUGUACCUGAUAGUUUUUUGUUUCCCAAGAUUUUGCAAGCUUGUGCAAAUUGUGGGGAUUUCAAGACUGGUAAUUUGAUUCAUUCUAUAGCGAUUCGAUGUGGAAUGAGUUCUGUGGUUCGCGUGAAUAAUUCUCUUUUAGCUGUUUAUGCGAAAUGUGGGUUGUUAAGUUGUGCAAAGAGGCUUUUUGAGAGUAUGGAGACGAGGGAUACGGUGUCUUGGAAUUCAAUUAUAAUGGCGUAUUGUAACAAAGGUGAUAUUGUUGAGGCACGGAGGUUAUUGAAUUUGAUGCGUCUUGAAGGGGUGGGACCAGGUUUGAUUACGUGGAAUAUAUUGAUAGUGAGUUAUAAUCAGUUAGGCAGGUGUGAUGAGGCGCUUGAGGUUAUGAAGGAGAUGGAAGGUAAUGGGAUAAAGCCUGAUGUUUUUACUUGGACUUGUUUGAUUUCGGGUUUGGCUCAACAUAACAGGAACAGUCAGGCAUUAGAAUUGUUCCGGGAGAUGAUUGCGAAUGGAGUUACACCAAGUGAAGUAACACUUACAAGCACGGUUUCAGCUUCUGCGUCUCUUAAGGACCUGAGGAAGGGAAGGGAGCUUCACUCUUUGGUUGUUAAGUUGGGAUUUGAUGGAGAAGUAAUUGUAGGGAAUGCUUUGGUUGACUUAUAUUCCAAGUGUGGUAAACUCGAAGCUGCUCAGUUGGUCUUUGAUAUGAUCCCAGAGAAAGAUGUAUACAGUUGGAAUUCCAUGAUUGGAGGAUAUUGCCAAGCUGGGUACUGUGGAAAAGCCUAUGAUCUUUUUAGGAGGAUGCAUGAGUUUGAGGUAUCCCCUAAUGUAAUCACGUGGAAUGUGCUGAUUACAGGACACAUGCAAAAUGGUGAUGAGGAUCAAGCGUUGGAUCUUUUCUGGAGGAUGGAGAAGGACGGGAGCAUUGAGCGAGACGCUGCCUCAUGGAAUGCUCUCAUUGCUGGCUAUUUGCAAAAUGGGCAGAAAGAUAAAGCAUUGGGUAUAUUUCGCAAAAUGAAGUCAUUUGGUUUUAAGCCAAACGCAGUUACCAUUUUGUCCAUCCUACCAGCUUGUGCAAACCUAAUUGCUGCAAAUAAGGUGAAAGAGAUCCAUCGUUGUGUUUUGCAUUUCCAUCUGGAAAAUGACCUCUCCGUUGCUAAUUCUCUUAUAGACACAUACUCCAAGUCGGGGGGCAUAAAAUACUCGAAAGCAAUAUUUGAUGGGAUGUCAACCAAAGAUAUCAUUUCUUGGAACACACUGAUUUCUGGUUAUGUUUUACAUGGCUGUUCCACUGAGGCAAUAAAGCUAUUUCAUCAAAUGAAAGAAGUAGGGUUUAAACCAAAUAGGGGUACUUUCUCCAGUGUGAUUUCGUCUUAUGGUCUAGCGAAAAUGGUUGAAGAGGGGAAGCAUAUGUUCUCUAGCAUAUCCGAGGAGUAUCGGAUUGUACCAGGUCUAGAGCAUUGUGUGGCUAUGGUUAAUUUAUAUGGCCGGUCAGGUAAACUUGAAGAAGCAAUUGAUUUUAUAGACAAUAUGACCAUGGAGCAUGAUAUUUCUUUAUGGGGUGCAUUGCUGACUGCUUCUCGCGUGCAUGGUAAUUUGAAUUUAGCUAUCCAUGCUGGAGAACAAUUGCUCAAACUGGAUCCUGGAAAUGUAGUGAUUAAUCAGUUACUUCUACAGUUGAAUGUACUAUGUGGGAUUUCUGAAGAAUCAGUAACUGUCACGCGACCUAGAAAAAGAAAUCACCAUGAAGAAUCUCUUGGUUGGAGCUGGACUGAGAUAAAUAAUGUGGUCCAUGCUUUUGCUUCAGGUCAGCAAAGUAAUUCUGAGGUUCCAGAUUCAUGGACAAAAAGAAAGGAAGUAAAAAUGGAGGGAUCCAGGUCUUGCAAAAGGCUUUGCAUCACAGAAGAGGAGAACGAAGAUAUUACUAGAGUUCAUAGUGAGAAAUUUGCACUUUCUUUUGCCCUCCUUAACAAUCCUCAAUCAUCUCGAGUGAUACGAAUUGUUAAGAACUUCAGAAUGUGUGAAGAUUGCCAUAGGACUGCCAAAUUUGUUUCUCAGAAUUAUGAACGUGAAAUAUAUAUACAUGACUCGAAGUGCUUGCAUCACUUUAAAGACGGUUAUUGUUCCUGUGGCAAUUAUUGGUAGGUUUAAGUGGCCAUGAUCUGUCAUUUUCUUGCAGACAAGUCUCCUCUUCUCCAAGGAAUUGAUAGAUCGGCUGUUUUCUGGAGAAAAGAUCUGCAUGAGAUAAAGAGGAUCCUCUUUGAAAAUGUAUAGAUGAUGGUGCUAACGGUGGCCGCUCAAAUGUUGUUAUUGCUGUAAAUAUAAAGUUUCUCUGUUUGGUCAGGUCUUGUAAAUGGUUGAGAGAAAUCUGGAUUAUGACACUAGUUCAUAGGCUCUGUAUCAAAUUGUACAUAUGCUAAAGAGAUAAUCUUUCGUCUUACCAAGUGCUCAUCUGAAAUCAUGUUUUUUCCUAACUGUGUGACAAUUGAACUAGCCUUCGGAUGAGCAUCCCAAAGGUGUGGCCUAGUGAUCAAAGUGAAGGAAGAAUAUUAUAUAACCCACUGGAAUAAAGAUGGUUUGCUUACAUGCUUGGUGUCAACUUUUUUAUUGCUUAUAUUUAUGCAGGUUUUCUGAAUGACAUACCUAAUUAGGCUGCUUAAAUAUUCCAUUUGUUUUUGGAUCUACAGCACUCCUCAGUCGGUGUCCACUCUCGCUACAUUUUCUUAUACCUUACAUUUUUGGUACCUCUGUUAUACUUUUGUCUGGGGAGAAAUGGAUGAGUUUAGAAUACAGAGAGUAAUGAAUACACUCCUUGCAGUUAGAUGGUUUUAACAGUGAUACGGAAUGGUUUUCGACAUUCCUAAAAGAAGACUUAUUCUCUAUUAGUAAGGUCUGCGUACACUUUACCCUCCCCAGACCCCACUAUGUGGGAAUUCACUGGGUAGGUUGUUGUUGUUGUUGUAGUGUGGAGCUUAUAGGUUUAACUCUCUACAAAACAUUUAUCUCCGUGGAUAUUGACCUUCCCUGAGUUAGAAAUCAACCGAGUAUAUUAUCCAUUAUCAGGAAAUUCAUAUACAUCCAAUUGCCAAUUGUUCUUUCUUAUACAGGGGCUUGAAGACUCAAUACUUACUCAGAUUAAGUGAGUUCCCAUCUUUUCUGCAAAAUGCACAUUGGAGUUGCUGGUCUGAGCUUAAUGAGGCGUAUGUACCUCUAUCAUCCUUUUCAUGUAUGGACGGAUAAUUCAGCUGGGAACUGUGUGUUGCCUCUUGGACAGGAAACAGUUUUAGUCUAGUCAAUUAGUAACCUAUAAUCAUAUGGAGUGAUGAAUGGACAAUGUGGAAAGUCAAUAUAUUUUCUUUUAUUAUUCCUUCUGUUUUGGGUUCUUUUUCAGGUAGUCCAAGGGAUAGUGGGACAAUCCAUCCAGCUCCAUGUGCUGUUGGAGGAGAAGGUGGCAGCCAUAGUAUGAUGAAGCUUUUUAUGGGAUCAAACAGAGGGUCCUAAGCAUAUCAUCAGAGGCCAUUUGCUGUAAUCGCGAUGAUGUCCGAUGUGUUCCUAAGUUGGCUUGUAAAAUGAUGUUGUACACUCCUUUGGACAUAUGAUGUCCUUAUUGCAGUAAUAUAAGUUUUGUUUCGGAAUAAAUAAAUAAGAGUAAAGGAAAUCUUGUCACAAGCAUAGAAGUUUCUGCUGGUAAAGUUAGACCUUCUUCAUGAAGAGCUAACUGGCAUCAGUGGCUGAAAUAAGUCAUUAACUUUCCAUACAGCUGAAGGAAAUGUGGUGCCCUUGGGGGUGAGGGGCUGAAGGGAAAUAAGGAACAUUUUUCACUUCAUCAACAACUGAAGAUAAGGGGAUGUCUCCGCGUGAGUCGUGAUCAGGAGAUCAGAGGUUCAAGCCACGGAAACAGUCCCUUGCGGAAAUGCAAAAUAAGCUGCGUACCCAAUCUUGUCCAGCUUUUCCUUGGAACCCGUGCAUAGGUGGAGUUUAGUGCGCCGAGCUUCUCUUUAACAACAAUAGAAGACAAAGUGGUGGGGCUUUCAUAGAACUGGUGCAAUGCGUCUGCAACACUUGUUGGGGAAUCAAAGAACCUCAAAGCCAUCUUCUCUUCUGAAGAUUUUCUAUUAGAGUUUGUUAAUUUUUUCCUGUUGUCAUUAAAGAAAAGUCAGUAAUGGUUGAAGAGUCCAAAAGAACUUCACUUA
This is a messenger RNA of Lycium barbarum (goji berry), 4754 nucleotides long. Its product is annotated as pentatricopeptide repeat-containing protein At1g19720. The transcript has a single exon. Gene Ontology annotation, molecular function: RNA binding; protein binding; zinc ion binding. The coding region runs from base 67 to 2706 and encodes 879 amino acids. Lineage: Eukaryota; Viridiplantae; Streptophyta; Magnoliopsida; Solanales; Solanaceae. Gene Ontology annotation, biological process: RNA modification. The record is from RefSeq and is a predicted model, not a curated record.